Messenger RNA from Dermatophagoides farinae (American house dust mite), 3767 nucleotides. The record is from RefSeq and is a predicted model, not a curated record. Lineage: Eukaryota; Metazoa; Arthropoda; Arachnida; Sarcoptiformes; Pyroglyphidae.
GGGAUUCCACACAAAUGACGUCAUCUAUAUUUGUUUACAAAAAACAACAAAAUGUCAAUACAAACUUUUCGUGAUAAAAAAUUUUAUUUGAACAAAUUAUUUUUCAAUUAUGAAUUCAAUAUAAAUGUUCAGUUUUCAAAGUUACAGAUUGAUGAAUUUUGGUUGUUCCUGGAGAAAUAUCUGGAAAAAAAGAAGAAACAAAAAACUUGUCAUGAUGAUCCAAUCAAAUACGACAAAUUGAUACAAAAAUUGACAGGUAAAAUUCCCGAAGAAUGGAUAAAUAUCGACAAAUUAAGGGAAGAAUCUCAUUUAAAAGAUGUCAACAUUUCUUUGGCAGAACUAAAAGAAUUCCGAAACAUCUUGCUCAUAUUUGUCGAUUUUAAUCUGAAAAGAAAAGAGAAAAAAUUAGAAAAGCUUAUACAAUUUCAGAAAAAUUUGCCAAUCUAUGAAUAUAAAGAAACUAUCUUGGAUAAAAUUAAAUCAAAUUCGGUUGUCUUGAUUGCUGGCGAUACAGGUUGUGGAAAAUCAACACAAGUACCUCAAUAUCUUCUGAGAAAUGGCUAUCAAAGAAUCUGUUGCACUCAGCCUCGACGAAUCGCUUGCAUUGCACUUUGCAAUAGACUAAAGUUUGAAACUGUCGAUCAAUAUAACUCUGAAGUUGGGUUCCAAAUUCGAUUCGAAAAAAGUCGAACAAAAUAUACAAAGAUAAUUUUUAUGACUGAAGGUUUACUUUUACGGCAAAUGAUUGAAGAUCCACUGCUUUCAAAUUAUGAAGUAAUUAUUUUGGAUGAGAUUCAUGAACGUCAUCUAUCCAGCGAUUUUCUGUUGGGAGCUAUCAAAUGUUUAUUGCAUAAAAGAAAAAAUGAUCUCAAAGUUAUUCUCAUGUCGGCAACGGUCAACUUUGAUCUAUUCUCUGAUUACUUUGGCAAUUGUCUUGUGAUAAAAGUUCCUGGUCGUCUUUAUCCUAUCAAAACUGAAUACUUUCCUCCGGAUAAAGUGAACAUUUUCAAAGCCACAAAUAAAAUUAAUCCUGAACCUUAUUUGAAAAUACUUCAGCACAUUGAUUCUCAACAUCCAUCGACAGAACGUGGUGAUGUACUCGUAUUCUUAAGUGGAUUUGCAGAAAUCGAAUUUAUUGGCGAAAAAUUAAAAGAAUAUGCAGCACAGAAUAAGCGAUGGAUAAUUAUGUAUCUGCACAGUGCAUUAUCAUUAUCUGAACAGGACAAAGUAUUUGACAUUUCUCCUGAAGGUUAUCGUAAAUGUAUUCUUUCAACGAAUAUUGCCGAAACAUCAAUUACAAUUGAUGGUAUUCGUUUCGUAAUCGAUUCCGGUAAAGUUAAAGAAAUGUAUUAUGAACCGAAAAUUCGUAUGCAUCGAUUGCAAGAGAUAUGGGUGAGCAAAGCAUCGGCUGAACAACGAAAAGGUCGAGCUGGUCGAACCGGGCCGGGAAAGUGUUUUAGACUUUAUUCCAACAGUGAUUUCGAAAGUUUUGACAGUUUUUCCAAACCAGAGAUUCAACGUGUUUCGCUUGAAUCGUUAAUUUUGAAUAUGAUUUCAAUGGGUUUGAAUAAUGUUCGCAAGUUUCCUUUCAUUGAAGCACCUGAUGAGAUGGUCAUUGAGAAUACAUUAAAAUAUUUGAUCAAUUAUGAAACAUUGGAUGAAAAUGAGAAUAUUACUUACUUAGGUCGAAUCCUUUCAAAAUUACCAGUUGAUAUUCCCAUUGGUAAAAUGUUGGUCUUAUCCGUUUGUAUCAAUCUCUACCAAUAUGCAUUGUCGAUGGCUGCUUGUCUAAGUGUUCAAUCAAUGACCACUAUUCGUUCAAAAAAUAACAAAGAAAUGCUCGAAGAAAGAAAAUCAAUGAUUUCAUUUGAUGGUGAUCUAUUCAGCAGUUUGAAUUUCUAUAAGCGAUGGCUCACUAUGAAAACUUCAAAUCAGAAUACACGUUCUUGGUGUCGACAAUUGGGCUUUGAAGAACAACGUUUUCAUGAAAUAACAAAAUUAAGAAGACAAUUUGAAGAAAUUCUCAAAGAUAGCGGCCUGAUUGAUAAACAUAAUGUAAACAAUCGUGAUCAACAAUUUUUGAGCAAAACGGAAAGAAUAGCUAAACACAGUGGAAAAAAAUUAUUUAAAAAAUUGAAAAUUGAAUUAGAAAUGUCUCGAAAUAAUAAAAAACGUAAAUUACUUCAAGUAUGUGAUAAUGAUGACGAUGACCGAAUCAAUGAUGAUCACUAUAAUUACAAAGAAUUGGAAUUCAAUUUAUUAUUUGACUCUCAUUAUUUUAAGGACAAUGAAGAGAAACAUUCACUGAAAAAAGAGGAAUUUGAUCUAAUUAAAACAAUCAUUGUACUUAGUUUCUAUCCACAAAUUUCCAUUGCCGAUCUAGACAAUUCCUAUCAAUGUGGAUCGGAUCAGAUUUUUCACACCAAGGACAAACCAUUUGUCGUUUUACAUCCAUCCAGUGUUUACUAUAGUGAACCUGAAUUUCUUAAACCAUCACGAAUUGAAUCCAGUGAAUUUGGUGAUCUAUCAUAUGAACAUAGCUUACUCGGUUACAUUUCAUUUAUAGAGACAAACAAAAGCUAUAUUUGCAAUUGUUAUCGAUUGGCGGCUAUACAUGUUCUAUUGCUAUCCGCUCAGGAAAUCGAUACGAAUCAUGAUUGUAGUAGAAUCAUUUUUGAUAAUUGGAUCGAAAUCAAAUUGAAAUAUUAUCAAGAUGGACAGGAUCUUUUGAUUGGGGCAUAUAAAAUUCGAGACAAAUUGAAUCAAUUAUUAAUAUUGAUUUGCAAAGAUUUAAAUUCGCGCGAUAACGACACUAUUGAUGAUGUCGGUGAUGAUGGUAAAAGUCUUUUUCAAUUGAAACAAAAUUUGAUCGAAGAAAUUAAAUUAUUUAUGAAAUGUCGAGUCAAAUAUUCCAUGAAACGUUUAUUAUCAGCGGAUUUGAAAACAAUUUAUACAAAUACUAUUGUCACCAUAGAAGAUAUGCAUGAGAAUUAUAAGAACAAAUUAUCUAAAUUUUUGAUAGACCAGCAUGGUCGCAUUGGAUCCAACAAAUCUGCAAAGAUUUCACAUAACAAAGGAGGUUUUCAUCACUUAUUUAUAAAUUAUAAUUGUUUAAAACAAAUCGGAAAUGAAACGAUAACCGACAAUCGCCGAUGGUUUUUUUGUGAAAAAUGUAAGCAAAAAAUGCAUUCAACACCAAUCGAACAGGUUAGACAUGAAGAAUUAUGUGGUAAAAAAAGUGAUCAAGAUGAAAAAUUGAAAGCUAGUACAAGUAAUUUAAAACGUUAUUAUUGUUCUCACUGUGAGAAAGAAAUGUGGCUGUCGAACAUCGAUAUACUUCGGCACCGAAAACAACAUUCAUGAUGAUGAUGAUGAUGAUGAUUCGAAUUCAUUUUGACAUUUCGAACAAAGCGGAACAAACUUAUCGAAUUAACUACAUUGAUUUUUUGUAUUAUAAAUGAGAAGCUGAAAAAGCGUGACACUAUGGCACGUGUUUGGUCGAAACAUAGCAGUCACAUCUGUCAACUUUUUGUUUUGUCAAAAUAAUCAGAUUUGGAGAGUGGUUUGGCCAGAAUUUGAUUAGAUUGGAACAGACCAUUCGACAUUGGUCUGGAAAACACAAUUCGAAUAUUUGUUAUAUAUUUGUUUUGAUACAAGUUUCAGGGAUUUAUAAUUUAUAAUAAUAAACUUUAUUUUUAUUAUAAUAAACCUAUUAACCGAAACAUUUAUUACAAAUCUUUGGAAUUAAAAGUAUGAUUUGAAAAUAG